AUGGUGAACAUGGACUGUGUAACCGUGGAGGUUCCUCAGGUCGGUAUGAUUUUUGAUACCUGCCAAGAAGCGGAUUUGUAUUACAAUGCGUAUGGCAAGCAACAAGGGUUUGGGGUUGUGCUUGCACAAAGUGCCUAUAAAGUUGUGGGGGGAGUUAAGGUUAAGCGUGCAACAACAUGGAAAUGCGACUGUUAUGGUAAACCAAGUACUAGGAGGAAAGUUGGUGGGAAAAGAUUGGCAAGGGAGUUAGAAGGGGAACCCGUAGCAACGAAGAAGACCAAAAAAUGUGGGUGUCUUGUGAAGGUAUAUGCUGGUUUGUUGGAGAAUGGGAAAUGGGAGUUGAAGAAGGUGGAGUUGGAGCAUAAGAAUCAUAAUCCAACCCCUUCCAAAGCAUUGCUAGUUCCAAAGUAUAGAAUGGCAGAAUUGGAGAGGAUGCCUCAUAUUAGGAAAAGGCUAAAAUUUGCUGAUGAUGUUGGGAUAAGCACUUCAACUAUGCAUAACCUUAUGGCUAGUGAGAGGAAUGGCCUACAGAAUAUGCGUUUCACUAAGAAGGACUUGCAUAAUUUAAGGGCAAGGGAGAAGAAGCUGAAAUUUAAAGAUGGUGAUGCAAAUGCGAUGAUGAAGUACUUUCAAAUGAUGCAGACUAACAACAAGAAUUUCUUUCACAUGCAACGGUUGGAUAAGAAUGGUGUGCUUCAAGAUGUUUUGUGGGUCGAUGCUCGAAGUCGAGCUGCUUAUGAAGAUUUUGGGGAUGUUAUUUGUUUUGAUACGACAUUCCUAUUGAAUAAAUAUGAUUUGCCCUUUGCAAAUUUUGUUGGUGUUAAUCAUCACGGUCAGACUACCUUGCUUGGUUGUGCUCUUAUUUCUCGUGAAAAUACUGAAACCUUCAACAAGUUAGGCAAGUGUAAAGGGUAUGCUGAAUUUAAAGAUGAGCUGAAGAAUAUUAUUUAUGAUAGUUUAAGUAUGGAAGAGUUCCAAUUGAGGUGGAAGGAGUUUAUAGCUACGCACAAGCUAGAGAGUAACUUGAGGUUUGCUGUUUUGUAUUCGGAGAGGGAAAUGUGGAUUCCGGCAGCAAUGAAGCACAUGUUUUGGGCUGGAAUGAAGACCACUCAGAGGCAUACUGGUCUAUGUGACUUUGCUGAGAGAUAUGUUAGGGCUAUGGAACACCGCAUUGAAGCAGAACGGUUGGCUGAUGGGAAUUCUGUUAUGUAUCUUCGUACCCUACUAACAGAUUUUAAGAUAGAAGAGACAUUUAGGAAUGUGUAUACGGAUGCGAAAUUUGUGGAGGUGCAACGGGAGUGUAAGAGGUUGAUGUACUGUAAUUGCAGCAACAUCAAGGAGAUUGAAGAGGGGUUGUAUGAGCACCUUAUCAAAGACAGAGUUUAUAUUUACAGUGACAUUGAGAAGAAGGAGAAACCGAUUGGUCGGUGGCGAAUCUACCAGGUAUUAUACAAUGCAAAAAUAGAAGAAGUUGAAUGUGAAAUGUGA
Molecule: messenger RNA, 1488 nt
Organism: Chenopodium quinoa (quinoa)
Lineage: Eukaryota; Viridiplantae; Streptophyta; Magnoliopsida; Caryophyllales; Amaranthaceae
Product: protein FAR1-RELATED SEQUENCE 8-like
Exons: 3
Coding region: 1-1488 (495 amino acids)
Biological process (GO): regulation of DNA-templated transcription
Source: RefSeq, a predicted model, not a curated record